GUUUGACAGGAGGCUGUCCUUGGUAGCAGAGCUAGCUACUGAGAGCUAAACAACAAAAACAACUCCGCUCCAAUAAACCUGCUGCACGGAUGUGAAGUGAUCGGUGAGAUUUAAGUCCGGCUCCUGUUAACGCUGUAAACCAGUGUGUGAGCACGGGGAAUGAUAACCAGUGUUAGACCCCCAGGAACCAGCUAGCAUGAACCACAGCGUCAGAGCUGAGGAUUUGGGUAAAGUCUCGGACUAAAUGUCCUCCAGUCCCGGUGAAGAGGGGCGUCUCCCUGAGGCUGCCCCAAACGGCCACACCCCAGACCGGUUUGACAGCCCCGCUCAGACUGAGGCUACAGCGAGCACACCUGAGGAUCAGGUGUCGCCUAUGUUGGACAAGGCCUCUCCUUCUUCCACUACCUCCUAUGAGAUUCUCGACAUGGAGACAGGCCCAGCUCCUUACAGAGAAGUGCAGCCUCACUGGUUCUUUUGUCGACUGGCUAAUGACAACACCUCCUGGCUUCCUUUCAGCAGAGAAGACUCUGACAAACUAGAGAGGGCCUGCAACUCUGCAGAUGAGGGGGAGGUGGUGGUGGCUGUGGACGGAGAGCGGUAUGAUGUGCACGUCAAGGAGAGGAAACGCUACGCUGUGUACUGGGAGCAAGGUCCCACUGAAGUCCGGCGCUGUACCUGGUUCUACAAAGGAGAUAAAGACAUCAUGUUCAUGCCUUACUCUGAGGUCCUCAGCCUCAGCCUGGAGGAGUCUUAUAUGAUAGCAGUGACCUUGGACGAAUGGAAGACGAAACUGGACUUUCCCACUGGAGAGACUGUUAUCUUACACAAUCCCAAACAUAUAAUGCAAUAUCAGCCAAUUGGAAUGCAAGAUGAGUGGAUGACCUCCCCCUCAGAGCAGACCCGACCACGAACAGUCAAGAGGGGGGUAGACAACAUCCCUGUAGAUAUACCUGAAGGUGAAACAGAAAAGGUGGACCACCUUGUUUUUAUGGUGCAUGGCAUUGGUCCUGCGUGUGACUUGCGCUUCAGAUCCAUCAUACAGUGUGUAAGUGACUUCAGGAGUGCCUCCCUGUCCCUCCUGGCCUCCCAUUACAAACGGGCUCAGCAAGAUGGCCAGGUGAACAGAGUUGAGUUCCUCCCAGUCAACUGGCACAGCGCUCUACACGGGGAUGCAACUGGUGUGGAUGAGGACAUCCAGAGGAUCACUCUUCCCAGUAUCAGCAGACUGAGACAUUUCACCAACGACACUUUGCUGGACCUGUUUUUCUAUAACAGCCCCACCUACUGCCAGACCAUAGUGGACACAGUAGCCUCAGAGAUCAACAGGCUACACACACUCUUUAAACAGCGACAUCCAGAAUUCAGCGGGGCAGUUUCAGUAGUGGGCCAUAGUCUGGGUUCACUGAUCCUGUUUGACCUGCUAACCAACCAGAGGACUAGAUCAGGGUCCAGAGAGGGGGUGCCUUCCGGGGAGUCGUGUCAUUUGAACUGUGACACAUUGGAGCAGACUCUGACCAGACUUGGCCUCCAGCAAUACCUGGAUACACUGCAGGCUGAAAACCUUGACCUUGAAUCACUGUCUCUUUGCAAUGACAGUGAUCUCAAAGUGUUAGGAAUUCCUCUUGGACCUCGGAAGAAGAUCCUGAAGUACGCCAAAAGAAAAUGGCUUCCAGAGGGUGGUAGGACAGGGACUGUGCUUCUGCCACCCGGGUUGGAAUGUCCACCCCAAGUGACCAAUGAUCAGGAUGGUAAUCAGCCCACCGGUGUGACGCCGCAGCAGGCCCAGUUUCAUAGGGCGCAGUCUGUCACCAGCGCCGUGGACUAUGAGUACUUUGACGUGGGAAUCGGACAGGUAUCUAUUGAAUACCCACAGCUAGCGUUCCGCCCUCAGACAUUUUUUGCAUUCGGCUCUCCCAUUGGGAUGUUCCUCACCGUGCGUGGCCUGAAACGCAUCGACCCAAACUACACCUUCCCCACCUGCAAGAGCUUUUACAACAUCUACCACCCGUACGACCCCGUGGCCUAUCGGAUAGAGCCUAUGAUUGUUUCAGAGGUGGAUCUGGAGCCCAUGCUAAUCCCUCACCAUAAAGGCCGCAAGAGGAUGCACCUGGAACUGAAAGACAGCUUGACCCGAAUGAGCAUGGAUUUGAAGAACAAUGUCUUGGGAUCAUUACGGACCGCAUGGCAGUCUUUUGCCAGACUCCCUUCUGCCGCAGCACUGCCCCCGGUGGAGGAAGGGGAAACUACAAUAGAGAGAAACCUUUUGGAGACACAAGCCUCAGCGGCAGUUACUGCUUCUUCUGAGAGUGAAGAGAAAAGUGCUGAUUUUUGGACUAUAAUACUGGAGUGGCCCAGGGCCCUUCAUAUGCAUUACUUCCAAGGAGUGUGUGAGGAAGCAGAGUCCUCAGUGUCAGCAGAGCAGGCAGAGCAGGCCGAGAUAAACGUGGGGAGGUUGAAUGGAGGACGAAGGAUUGACUAUGUGCUUCAGGAGAAACCCAUUGAGAGCUUUAACGAAUACCUGUUUGCCAUCCAGUCGCAUCUGUGUUACUGGGAAUCGGAGGACACAGCUCUCCUCCUGCUGAAGGAGAUCUAUGACAAGCAGGGUGUGGCCUUUGAACAGCCUCAACAGUAAUACAAGUUUUUACGAAUGUGAUCUGAUGAGACAAGAGAGAAAAGGAAGGACAAUUGACCGAGCCAGCAGCUGCAUAACCCUCCUCCAGAAUGCCUUACCGCCUGGUUUUGACCUGACUCCACCAACAAUGGAGACUGUUCAGCUGUGCUCAGGAGAUUGUUUCCCAUACAUGUCAGUCCACCUUCAGCUGAGGUAGAGAUGGCCUCUUGGUGUUGAUGAAAGUCUCUCUGCAGGAUUGGGUUUCAAAUCCACCCUCACCACACAACUGAUAGCACUUUUCUUUAUUUUUGAAUUAAAGUAAUUGUUUAUUUUAUGUUACUUUGCACUUUCAUAUUGUAACAAUUAUUGAUAAAUCAUGCUUACAGCUGCAGCUCCAUAAUAUUGAAAAUAUAAUUGCUCAAAAUAUCACACAGUACACGUUCAUUAAAGGGAAAACACACGUCAGACUGGAAUCGUUCUCAGCUAGAAUACAGUAUAUAUAUAUAUAUAUAUGUAUAUAUAUAUAUAUGUGGUAGUUGACAAAAAUAUAUGUAUAAAAAAAAAUCUCUUGAUUAAAAUAGUUAAAAUAGUAAAUCAUAUAAAAUUUGAUAUAAUUGGUAACCUCAUUGUACAGCCUCCAAAACUGAAAUAAAGAAAUGUAAAAAUAUUAUUUUGAUAAUUUUGAUAAAAUAUGAAUUUGAGAUCAUUCAUAUCUACAUCAGUGGAGAGAUGUCACCCUAAUGAAGAACUGUAUCAGAACUGAAUUACAGAAAUGCCAGUGCUUUUAAGGACAAACUGGCUGUCUUUACAUUGUGUAUGUAUGUGUAGUGGGUAAGGUAUUUAAUUGCUGUCUGCUCCGCUGCAGUUGACUCAAAGAGUGUCUUGCUGUAAGGCUGUAAAAAACAGAAUGGGACCUGGCAAACUUCUGCAAAUCCUAAGGGCCAAAUCCCACAUGUCACUCCUCAUCUGUUCCUUUGUAUAAAGGGGUUGUAUAAUCACCACCUCUAACACUAUUGCAUGCACUUUGUUUUGUUAUGACAGAACAGAGGUUCUCAACGUUUACUGGUCCUGACUAAAAUUUUGCUCGCAGUAUUAACAUGAUUUUUAUGGGCCCAGCAAUAAGAGAAUUUUCACAUUGAAAUCUUUUUGAUUUGAUUUGAAAAGCAUCAUAAAUGGAUUUCAAUAGUGUGUUCCAAAGGUGAUAUCACUUUUUUUAUUGAAUAUAUAUAUUUUAAAAUACCAGUAUAUCAGUGUUAGAAAUAUGAGAAAUGAGAAACCCUCUCUUUGUUAUAGUGGUUUGACUUGAACUCCUAUGUUAUGCAUUGUCUGGGCAUCACUGCCCCCACCACCAAAGCUCUGAAGGAUCUGUAUCUCAGCCCACUGGGUGUCGCAUAUGCACAAUUUACAUUUGACCAAAUGGGGUUGUUCAUUUCACUUCUUGCACUGAACACUAAGUUAUAAUGUUGGAGUGAUUUCCUUAGACUUUACCUAUGUCUUUGUUUCUGUAAAGGCUAGUAUCUAAUCAGUAAAACAGGACUUAAUGGAACAUGGUUUCUCUUCCUUAACAUGACUACUGUUUUUGGAUUUGAUACUAAUAUCUUGAUACAUGUGCAAAAAAAGGGUGUGUCCUCCUCUGACACGUUUUGUCCAGCUCUUCUGUUAUUGACAGAAAAGCUCUGUGGAUGGUUACAUGGUUAUGUGUGCCAUAAUAAAACCUCACAAAUG
Molecule: messenger RNA, 4336 nt
Organism: Platichthys flesus (European flounder)
Lineage: Eukaryota; Metazoa; Chordata; Actinopteri; Pleuronectiformes; Pleuronectidae
Gene: ddhd2
Product: DDHD domain containing 2
Exons: 19
Coding region: 245-2632 (795 amino acids)
Cellular component (GO): COPII-coated ER to Golgi transport vesicle
Molecular function (GO): protein binding; metal ion binding; triacylglycerol lipase activity
Source: RefSeq, a predicted model, not a curated record